Candoia aspera is the source of this 2513-nucleotide messenger RNA. RefSeq names its product 5-hydroxytryptamine receptor 4 (gene HTR4). Gene Ontology annotation, molecular function: G protein-coupled serotonin receptor activity. The record is from RefSeq and is a predicted model, not a curated record. The coding region runs from base 58 to 1179 and encodes 373 amino acids. Gene Ontology annotation, biological process: chemical synaptic transmission; regulation of appetite; adenylate cyclase-activating adrenergic receptor signaling pathway. Gene Ontology annotation, cellular component: plasma membrane. Lineage: Eukaryota; Metazoa; Chordata; Lepidosauria; Squamata; Candoiidae. The transcript has 7 exons.
GGACUACACUUCUUCUGUGGAUGCUGAGCUCCCAGUUUUUCAUGCCUGUUGCCUGUGAUGGAUGUGAGCUCAACUGAGGGAUUUGGCGUGGCAGAGAAGAUUACACUGCUCACUUUUAUUUCAGCAGUUAUUCUUAUGGCUAUCCUGGGGAAUCUGCUGGUGAUGGUUGCUGUAUGCAGGGACAGGCAACUGAGGAAAAUCAAGACCAAUUAUUUCAUAGUCUCUCUCGCCUUUGCUGACUUGCUAGUAUCUGUUUUGGUGAUGCCAUUUGGAGCUAUUGAGCUGGUUCAGGAUAACUGGAUUUAUGGAAGGAUGUUCUGUUUGGUUCGCACCUCCCUUGAUGUCCUCCUCACCACUGCCUCAAUUCUUCAUCUGUGCUGUAUCUCAUUAGACAGGUACUAUGCUAUCUGCUGCCAGCCAUUGGUUUACCGGAAUAAGAUGACUCCUCUACGCAUUGCACUAAUGCUGGGUGGCUGCUGGGUAAUCCCACUGUUUAUUUCUUUUCUCCCUAUAAUGCAAGGCUGGAAUAGCAUUGGCAUCAUGGACUUGAUAGAGAAAAGGCAGUUCAACAAUGUGUCCAACUCAACUUACUGCAUAUUUAUGGUCAACAAGCCGUAUGCCAUCACCUGCUCAGUCGUAGCCUUCUACAUUCCAUUUCUACUAAUGGUUCUAGCCUACUACCGAAUAUACGUUACAGCUAGGGAGCAUGCUCACCAGAUACGAAUCCUACAGCGUGCAGGGGCACCAACUGAUGGGCGGCCCCAACAUCCGGAUCAGCAUAGCACACAUCGUAUGAAAACUGAGACUAAAGCUGCAAAGACCCUCUGUAUCAUCAUGGGGUGUUUCUGCUUAUGCUGGGCACCUUUCUUUAUCACAAACAUAAUAGACCCUUUCAUACAUUAUGCAGUUCCUGGUCAGAUAUGGACUGCUUUUUUGUGGCUGGGAUACAUCAAUUCAGGACUGAAUCCUUUCCUUUAUGCAUUCUUGAACAAGUCUUUCAGACGUGCCUUCCUCAUCAUCUUGUGUUGUGGUGAUGAACGGUAUCGAAGGCCUUCCAUCUUGGAACAAACUGUACCUUGUUCUACAACUACUAUCAAUGGAUCAACUCAUGUACUGAGUGGCUGUUCCACUAUCUCCAAGUUCCUCCUGCUGUUCUGCAAUAGACCAGUUCCUGUCUAGCCCUGAAUAUAUUCUGCAUGGCUGAAGAUUAAGGGAUGCUGGAAGAUUGAUUUUCAUGUUCUUGGAAAGAAACAGAUCAAGUGUAGAUUUGUACUAGGGCUGUGCAGCAUUUCAGAAUUGAUUCCCCAAAGGUGCUUGGGAGACACAGGGGCACAAAGACAGAACCUGUCGGACAUUGUUGAAAACAGCUGCAUGAUCCUUGUUGACAGGUGCUAUACUUGCACUGUUGCAAACCCUGAAGCAUCUUUUGGGAAUUGGGUCAGAAUCAUUGCACUGCCCUUAUUUGUCCUGUCCUUGACUGAAAAUCUAACCCAAAGAUGAGAACCAUGUUCAAGAAAAUGGAUAGGUACUUUGUUACAUUGUAUAAUUAUGUACAGACUCUUUUUUAAUAUACAGAAGACAGUUCUGCAUUAUUUAUUAUUAUUUCUAAGGGGAAUAACCAUUUGCCCAUUAAAGGCUUCUAAAUGUACAAGCUAACACAUUAUUGUUAGUUUUUAUUUGGGUUUGCUAUUUUAUUAUUCUGUGGUUAUGUGACAACUACACAUAGUAAAAAGAAGAAAGCACUUUUUUAAAGUUCCAGCAAAUGCAAUUCAAAGACUGUGUUAUUGGCCUGGUCUUGGUUGGUGAGCUGGUUGUGAGGGGGGUUUCAAGCUUUUUAUGCUACCCUUCUGUGGACCUCUGGGGUAAGCGCAACUGACUCUAGUGUCAGAAAUUGACAAUACAAUCCCUGUUCACAUCUGCUUAGAGUCCCACUAACAUCAGUGAGAUUUAGUCCAAACUGAUGGUGCAACAGAUUGCAACUAUUUUGACGUGUCCAUUCCUUGAUUCCAGUUGCACAACAUGGUAUGUCACACAGCUGAACAGGAAUACAUAUUCUCUGCUCUGCAGAUACUAUGUAAAUGUAUUUUCCAGAGGUGAACACCUCUGUCCUGCAGAAAAAUGCCUGGAUUACACUUUUAAUGGGUGGAGAAAAGUAAAGUCUUUGGUGGUUUUCUUGGCAACAGUUUGUCAAUGAUUUGCCAUUACUAUUUUUGGAGGUUUUUAAACUUCCCAGGUCAGACUGUGCUUAGUUUUCUGAGCUAAUCUAAUGUCUGCAAUAUAUUUCCCAAAGAGAAGCUUUAAACCAGGUUUCUUCAACCUCCAGAAUUAUAGUACAAACCAUGUAGAGGGUAUCAAGUGGGGGAAUAUUUAUGAGUUUUAGUGUAGAUUUGAGCUAAGAUGGGCCAGCUGGUUGGCCAAAUAAUGCAUCAUAUAUCCCUACUCUAUUUCCAGCAAUCAGGAAGCCUAGGAAGAACCAGUUGUGUGGCACUAUGACAUACAGCUGCUAUUCUAUU